AUGAAGUUGCUGAUGAGCGAUCAUGAGGUGGAGCUGGUCAACGACAACAUGCAGGAGUUCCACGUGAAGUUCUGUGGACCGAAGGAUACGCCCUACGAGGGAGGCGUUUGGAGAUUGCAUGUGGAACUGCCCGAUAACUAUCCGUACAAGUCUCCCAGUAUAGGGUUUGUGAACAAGAUUUUCCACCCGAACAUCGACGUUGCGUCGGGGUCGAUCUGUCUGGACGUGAUAAACUCGACGUGGUCUCCGCUGUACGAUUUGAAGAACAUCGUCGAGUGGAUGAUCCCCGGGCUGCUCAAGGAGCCGAACGGGAGCGAUCCGCUCAACAACGAGGCGGCUACGCUGCAACUGCGGGACAAGAAGCUGUAUGAGAGCAAGAUCAGGGAGUAUAUCGACAAAUAUGCGUCCGAAGAGAGGUACAACCAGCUGUUUGGGGGCGACGAGGGCGCGUCCGGCGAUGAUGUCGACUCCGUCGACCUGGAGGACGAGGACGACGAGGACGACGAUGACGAGGACGAAGAACUCGCAGCAGACGGCACUGGCGGUGAAUCACUCGAGGAUUCUGACGGUCUAAGUGACGAACUAAGCGAUAUAGACAUGAGCAGUUGA
Molecule: messenger RNA, 609 nt
Organism: Torulaspora globosa
Lineage: Eukaryota; Fungi; Ascomycota; Saccharomycetes; Saccharomycetales; Saccharomycetaceae
Gene: UBC8
Product: E2 ubiquitin-conjugating protein UBC8
Exons: 1
Coding region: 1-609 (202 amino acids)
Biological process (GO): protein polyubiquitination; ubiquitin-dependent protein catabolic process
Cellular component (GO): nucleus
Molecular function (GO): ubiquitin conjugating enzyme activity
Source: RefSeq, a predicted model, not a curated record